AUGGUCACCGAAGGAAUAGAUUUGCGUUCUGUUGGAAACACCAUGAAAUUGCACGAGACGUCAUUAGUGGAAGCCCUGAACCUAAAGUUCGCAGUCGAGUACAAGCUGAAAAACUUCACAGGAGCACAAGAGGCAUUGACAGACAUGCCACCUCGGUCCGAAGAGGAACUCGAUCCCGAAUCGAUACGAAUCCGAGCGAUGGCUUCGCUGCUCAGCCAAAAUCCGUUCCCACCUGAGACAUUUGCUAAUCUGCUGCUACUUUACUGCAAGUACGAGUAUUACGAUUUGGCAGCUGAUGUCUUGGCCGAAAACACUCACCUCACUUUCAAGUAUCUCACGCAGUACCAGUACGACUACUUGGAUGCUCUCAUCAAUCUUCAAACUUCCCCAGAAGAAGCAUUCGCCAAGUUCGACGCGAUGGCAAAUGAGCAAAUGAAUGAAUUACGGAGCCUUACCAAGAGGGUGCAGGAAAUUCGUCAGAGCAAUGAUGAAACAACUGCUCGGAAAGCCGUUGAGGCAUUCGACGAGACACUUGAACUGUACUUACCGGUGUUGAUGUCACAAGCGAAGAUCUACUGGGACAAAGGUGAUUAUGGGCGAGUGGAACGGAUCUUCAGGAAGUCAGUGGAAUUCUGCAGUGAACAUGACACAUGGAAACUAAAUGUGGCGCAUACAUUAUUCAUGCAGGAGCAGAAGUUCAAGGAAGCGGCAGGAUUCUACGAGCCAAUUGUUAGCAAGAACUUCGUGACA
Molecule: messenger RNA, 750 nt
Organism: Cooperia oncophora
Lineage: Eukaryota; Metazoa; Nematoda; Chromadorea; Rhabditida; Trichostrongylidae
Source: the annotation of a GenBank genome assembly